AAAAAAAUCUCAAAAUUCAAAACUAAAGAGAAAUAAAUGGGUGUUUCCGUUUUCACCUCGUGAGCACAAAACUCGCAACGUAUAAGGAGAGAAAACAAUACACAGAAAGGAAAAACAAAACAAAACCAAAAAAAGAAAGAAAAAAAAAAAGUAAUUUUCCAAAAGCAUAUCUUCGAUUCUCGAUCCUUCCCGGCUAGCUCAAAGGGUAAAAAAAAAUCGAUUUUCUAGGGUUUCAAUUUGCUCCUUUUGAUUCAGGUUGAUCUCAUCGUGUCCGUUUCCAAAGACGGUUAUAUUGUAAUCACUUUGAUCGAUGUUGACGUGGAUUUGUGUAUUUUGCGUAGGUUUGAUCGAUCGGACACGCUAGGAUUUGAGAAGCAAUGGCGAAUCGAAUAGAUCACGAGUACGAUUACUUGUUCAAGAUCGUCCUCAUCGGCGAUUCCGGUGUUGGUAAAUCCAACAUUCUCUCUAGAUUCACCAGAAACGAGUUCUGUCUCGAAUCCAAAUCUACCAUCGGCGUCGAAUUCGCCACCCGUACUCUACAGGUUGAAGGCAAAACAGUCAAGGCUCAGAUUUGGGAUACAGCAGGUCAAGAGCGUUAUAGAGCAAUCACAAGCGCUUACUACAGGGGAGCCGUUGGAGCUCUUCUUGUCUACGACAUAACCAAGAGGCAAACCUUUGAGAAUGUCCUCAGAUGGUUACGUGAGCUCAGGGAUCAUGCUGAUUCCAACAUUGUUAUCAUGAUGGCUGGAAACAAAUCAGAUCUGAAUCACCUGAGAUCUGUUGCUGACGAAGAUGGCAGCUCUCUUGCUGAGAAGGAAGGUUUGUCGUUUCUCGAGACAUCUGCUUUAGAAGCAACCAAUAUCGAGAAAGCGUUUCAGACCAUUUUGUCUGAGAUUUAUCAUAUCAUAAGCAAGAAAGCCUUGGCUGCACAAGAAGCUGCAGGUAACCUUCCUGUUCCUGCCCAAGGAACUGCGAUCAAUAUAUCAGAUUCAUCUGCUACUAACAGAAAAGGGUGCUGUUCUACCUAGUUACCUCCCACCUAUAGCACAUGACUAAUCAACUAGUCACACUUUUGAGUUUUUUCAAGAAUAUCUCUUUUGAUCUUUUCCACAGUUCCUUUUUUUUUUUUUUUAACUUCAGCAAGUAUAGCAUACCUUUAUACUUUUCCAGGUCUUUGUUCUUCCGUAUUGAAUUUAUCAUUUAUGUUACAAGGAGUCUGCUUAGUUGUAUUGAGACACAACAUUUCCCAGGAAAGAAAAGUUUUUUUUUCAUCA
This is a messenger RNA of Camelina sativa (false flax), 1274 nucleotides long. NCBI's taxonomy places the organism in Eukaryota, Viridiplantae, Streptophyta, Magnoliopsida, Brassicales, Brassicaceae. The record is from RefSeq and is a predicted model, not a curated record.